GACAGAACUGGUUUUCAGGCAGAGAAUUCAGGCAGAGGUUUCUAGCUGUAGAAGGAUUGCUUGUGAGAAUGGGUUACACAUUACCCUGGACUGCUUAUGAUAGUGGCUCUGUCAUCAGAAGGCCCAUUUCACUAAAGAAUGAAGUUGUCUAACCCUGUUGGCUGUAAGUAAAAUGGAUCACAUCCAUCUUCUACCAUCUCUGCAUUGACAGCUAGAUUCAUUUGCUGAAUGUUUUCAGAAUGGUGCCUUUGUGGAUUCUGAACAUGUUCCUGACUGCACUUUUUGUGCUUCAGACCGAUGAAAUAAAUGCAGGUUCUGGGAAAGUCCGAGGCAAUUUGGUUGUUCGCAAUGCUGUACAGCAAGCGAUCAAAAUGGUGGACAGAGCAUACAAAGAAAGCAGAGAUGACCACAAGGUUAAACUGGCAAAAGGGGCCCUGACUUCAGCUGACCUGCUGGCCUAUUUUAAGCAGCCUAUGGGAGAGACUAGAACUGUGGUGCGGUCUGCAGAGUACAUGGAAACUGCACUAAAGCUCAUCCAGCACAAUGUCAAGGGCUUCUACAAACACCGGCUCAAUAUAACAGAUUUAUUAACGCAGACAGAUAUGGACACCAUCUCGAGGAUCACUGGCUGCUCAGCUCCAUCCCUGCCCACAGUUUGUGGGGGUGACUGUUGGUCAAACAGAUAUAGGACCAUCAACUCUCAGUGCAACAACAGGAAGAAUCCUCGUCUGGGAGCAGCUAAUGGUGCGUUUGCCCGCUGGCUCCCAGCUCAAUAUGAGGAUGGGUUUUCACUUCCAAAGGGCUGGAGCAGAAGGACGUUAUAUUCAGGAUUUCGUCUGCCGCUGGUGCGAAGAGUAUCAAAUAAAAUUCUGCAGGUGGCCAACCAGAUUAUACCCUUGGACCAGGACUAUGCUCACAUCUUUGUGCAAUGGGGCCAAUGGCUUGAUCAUGACCUGGACUUAGCCCCUCAAUCAGGCAGCAUCCAAACUUUCAACGAAGGCAUUCAUUGUGAUAAAACAUGUGCACGGAGAAGUCCAUGUUUUCCCAUCAGGAUACCUAGGAAUGACUACAGGUUCAAUAGCAGUGUCGGCUGCAUGCCAUUCUUGCGAUCAGCUCCUGUAUGUGGCAUCAGUGAUCUGGGCUCAUCCUUUGGACACUUUCACAAUCACAUUCGGGAACAACUAAAUGCUGUAACAGCCUUUAUCGAUUCCAGUAUGGUGUACGGGAGCGUCAGAUUUGUUGCAAAUCGAAUCCGAAACCAUACCACUGAUCUGGGAAUGCUGAUGAUUAACCAAAACUACUCGGACAAUGGGCUGGAGUACUUACCAUUCAGCAGUGGUGAGCUAGAGAACCCAUGUACUAUGAAUCCCAACAGCACUGGAGUUCCUUGCUUCAUGGCAGGAGACGGACGUGUGAAUGAGCACCUGGGGCUCUUAUCUUUUCAUGUGUUGUUUCUACGGGAACAUAAUCGCUUGGCAAGAGAGCUGAAGAGACUGAACCCACACUGGAGUGGUGAAACAACGUACCAGGAGGCGAGAAAAAUCAUGGGAGCAUUUCAUCAAAUUAUAACCUUUCGAGACUACAUCCCGAAACUUAUUGGUCCAGCAGCAAUGCGGAAAUUUCUCCCACCUUAUGUUGGUUACAAUUAUUCCAUUGAUCCCAGAAUUGCCAACGUUUUUGCCACAGCUUGUUUUCGGUAUGCACACGUCACCAUUCAGCCACUGGUCCAUCGCUUCAACGAAAACUAUCAGGAACACCCACAAUAUCCAAACAUACCCCUGCGCAGUUCCUUCUUCUCUCCCUGGAGAAUUGUGCAUCAGGGUGGAAUUGAACCAAUUCUUCGCGGAUUACUGGCCAAUCCAGCCAAAAGGCAGAAGCAAAAUCGAAUGAUAGUGGAUGAAUUGCGCCAACAUCUGUUUGAGUUGACGAAUCGGCUGCCACUGGACCUGGCCUCAUUAAACCUGCAACGGUCCCGGGAUCAUGGGCUCCCAGGUUAUAAUGCUUGGAGGAGGUUCUGUGGUCUCGCUGAGCCCAAGAAUGUAAAGGAUCUCAAAGCAAUCCUCAGAAAUUCUCGUCUGGCAAGGAACCUGUUCAAGCUGUAUGGAACUGCAGAGAACAUCGAGCCAUGGCUAGGGGGAGUGUCAGAGCCAUCGGUGAGAGGUGGAAGGUUGGGUCCGUUGCUUUCCUGCUUGGCAGGGCAGCAGUUCAAAAACCUGAGAGAUGGAGACAGAUUCUGGUGGGAACACCAAGGAGUUUUUACCAUCGAUCAACAAAAAGCUCUGAAGCAAGUCUCACUCUCCAGAGUCAUCUGUGAUAACACCAGGAUUGAAGAAGUCCCUCGUGAUGCAUUUAGGUUUAGGUCCUAUCCAAAAGGAUAUGUAAGUUGCACGCAGAUUUCAAGUGUAGAUCUGAGUGCUUGGAAGGAGAAUGUGGAAGUGAUUCCCUGUGGAUCCGUCCCCAUUGUGGCUCAUGCCCAUUUCACGAUCUGUAAAUCCUCAAUCAGAUACACCUGUGAGUACGGAUACAUGCUGGUGGGAGCGGAUACAAUAAUGUGUGAGAGUGAUGGACAGUGGGACCCAGCUCCACCCGGCUGCACAGGCUCAUUGACAAAUGAAAUAUGAUACUUCUUUGGUUGUAUUUCAAAAGAAUACAUUGCUAAUUAAGAAUGGCAACAUCUCCUGUUCCCAAUACCUGUGUGUAUGAUUAGGGUUGGAAGACAAUGUCACACAACCAAUCCAAACACCUCCUACCCCACCUCAUGAUGUUUAUAGUACAACUUCAACAUAAGCAUUGCUGACGCUCAUAGGCUUUAGGUGGAAAUAAGAUGAAAUGAUUGUUUAUGUUAACAGAAUUGUAAAAUUCUAGAAUGUAUUAAUGUUCUCACUGAUACCGAAUCAAGAAUGAACAAAUUAAUUCACAUCUGAUUAUGCUUCUGAGAUGCAAUGUAAUUCUGUUGUGGAAUUAACCCAAUAAAAACCCUGUCUUCACUGAUGGUAUGAAUAGUUUGACUUUGAAAAUUUCUAACUGGAUGAGACUGUUGAUGUGGAGAAGGAUGAGGGUCAGGGGUUAAAGGGUAGAUUACGUCAAGGGUUUAAUGAUAGAGGUUGCAGGUAUGAGAGGUGGCUUCAGAGUAGCCAGGGCUAAUAACUGCAGUGCAUUUUGUAGAUGAUACACCCUGCAGCCCCAACGAGGCACCUUGGUAAAUGAAAUAUGAUACUUUGCAUGGAUGUGAAAUGAAUACAUUACUAAUUAAGAGCAACAUCAGUUCCAUUGCAGAGAAGAUGGUGUGAAGAUGACCUGAUAAAUGGGCAACAUAGAGAAAACACUCCAAUGAUUGGAGUCAAACCUCUCACACUAACGGAGCUCCCUCCAUUAUCAUCCUAUCCCCAGUCAUCCUAGUCCCAGGACUCACUGCAUGAGUUCCUCGCUGCAGUGAAUUUGGGCCCAACUAUCUUCAGCUGCAUCAUUUUAAGGACAGAUGUGAAGAUGUUCAUUGAUGGUUAUAUAAUGUUCAAUUCCGUUUUCAAAUCUUGCCAAAUGAAGCUCCCUCUGCCUGCAUGCAGCAAGAGCAAAACUACAUCCAGGCAGAGGUUGAUAGUGGAACGUAACAGAAGAGUUAGGCAAUAACAUUUCCAACAAGAGAGAGUCCAAAAAACAAUCCUUGGCAUUGAAUUACAUUACUACCUAACCAUGGAAAGGCCAAGA
Leucoraja erinaceus (little skate) is the source of this 3705-nucleotide messenger RNA. Its product is annotated as eosinophil peroxidase-like. Gene Ontology annotation, molecular function: heme binding; peroxidase activity. Bases 240 to 2621 code for a protein of 793 amino acids. The record is from RefSeq and is a predicted model, not a curated record. Gene Ontology annotation, biological process: response to oxidative stress. NCBI's taxonomy places the organism in Eukaryota, Metazoa, Chordata, Chondrichthyes, Rajiformes, Rajidae. The transcript is spliced from 15 exons.